UUAAAUGUGAAUUUGCCUGUUGUUUAGUCGUGACGUAUAUGUAUGCUUUCACGCAUAAAGUCAAUGAGUUACAGUAUAUGUUAAAUAUUUAUACAAUAGUGCAUAAAAACGAUUGUACACAUGUACAAGGAUAAAAUUUUAGUAAAAAAGGAAACUUAAAGAAACGUCAAAACAAUAAAAAAGAAAAAAAGAACAGAAAUUGAAAAUCUCGGUGUGUAAGAAAUAUCUUUUUUUAAAAAUCUGUAAAAAAACUAUUUGUUAAAUAAAAUUGAAGUAUAGCAUGAGACAUUUUGCAACAUAAAAGUGUACAUCUAUUCUGAUAAAUUUUCAAUAUUCUUCAACUGUACUCCAAAAAAAUCGUACGCGAUCCUUUUAGGACGCGUUGUCGAUUAUUGUUAAAGUGGAAGCUUUAGAAAAUGGCCGACAGUUGGACACAGAGCGUUGUUUGCCGUUAUUUUAAAAAUGGUAUGUGCCGUGAAGGAAAUAAUUGCAGAUACCGACAUACUCAAGGAAUUUGGAAUGAUGGAAAUAAUGAAACUAUAAUAUCUUCUUCUGCCCCAUCUAUGAAUACUGUUUGUCGUUUUUUUAAACUUGGUAUCUGUAAAUUUGGAAAUCAGUGCUAUUUUCGUCAUAGUACUGAAACUGUUGAUAACAAUUUGGUAAAUGCAAAUUCAAUAGAAAGUUCAUCACCUGGACAACACACUUCAAAUAUUUCAACUCCGACAACAAUAAAGAAUGUCAAAGACAAUACUUCUAUUGCUGAGGAAUGGGUAAAGGCACCAGAAUUUAUACCUUCACAUAUAGCUGGAUCAUCUUCCACAAAUGAAGCCUCUACAACUUCAGGAACAUCUAUAAAUUCUUCAAUUUCAAUAUCUUAUGCUCAAGCUGUAAAUCCAUCUGGUCAAGCAUCCAGUCCAGCUUUAGAACCUUUAUGUCCAUAUGCAGAAGCAACUGGAAUUUGCAAAAAACGUAAUUGUACAUAUUUACAUGGAGAUAUUUGUGAAUUAUGUAAUCGUGCUGCACUUCAUCCAUAUAAUGAGGAACUUAGAAAGAAACAUACAAAUGCAUGUGUCAAACAACAUGAAGUAGACAUGGAGCUUUCAUUUGCUAUUCAACGUAGCAGAGAAAAAUCUUGUGGCGUUUGUUUUGAAGUUAUAAUGGAAAAAGCAUCUGGAGAACAAAGAUUUGGUAUUUUACCUAAUUGUAAUCACUGUUUUUGUUUAAGUUGUAUUAGAAAAUGGAGACAAGCUAAACAAUUUGACAAUAAAAUUAUAAGAGCUUGUCCAGAAUGUCGUGCUACCUCUGAUUUCGUAUGUCCAAGUAUGUAUUGGGUAGAUACAAAAGAAGAGAAAGAAAAAUUAAUAAUGGAUUAUAAAUGUGCGUUAAGUACUAAAGAUUGUAAGUACUUCAAUAAAGGACGUGGUAAAUGUCCAUUUGGCAAUAAGUGCUUUUAUCUACAUGCACUUCCUGAUGGCACUAAAACAGACGUUGGUCCUCCUGUUCGUCAACGACGUAAUGCAGAUGCAGAUGAUAUUUUGCGACAAAUAAUUUUGUGGGACUUUUUUGAAGAAAGAGACACUCGUUGGAUAUAUGAUGUAGAUCUUGAAGAUAUUGUUUCUCUUUUUUCAGGUUCAGAAGAAUCUGAAUGGUCUGAAUUUGAAUUUUAGAUUGAGUAGUUGUAUUAAUUUAGUAAUCUGCUACUAUUGUUGUUAACUGUAUCAUCUAUCUCAUCCACCACUUUGUAUGUGGUUUCAAUGGCUGAAUAGACAAGUAGUUUAUAAAUUGUUUCAAUGGUUAUGAUUUAAAGACAUCUCAACUACAUUAAUGAAAAAUUUGUGUGCUUUUACUUGAUAAUAUUUACGUGAAAAAUAUGUAAAUAAUAUCAAGUUAAUAAUGAUAAUAACAACAAAAAAACAAUAACAAAGAGGUUACAGUCUUAUGUACAAUGGCAAGUUUUUAAAUGUUACAUAGUUAUUUUCUAAUCGAAUUUGUUUAUGUAUCUUGACCAAUAUUGUUACAACUAAUACUCAAUCAUAAAAAUAUGCAUCAAUCUAUUAUAUAUCAGUGGUCCAAAUUAAUUCGAUUAAUAGAAUAUAUCAAUAUAAUAAUCAUUUGCUAGUA
Messenger RNA from Apis florea (little honeybee), 2121 nucleotides. RefSeq names its product putative E3 ubiquitin-protein ligase makorin-1. NCBI's taxonomy places the organism in Eukaryota, Metazoa, Arthropoda, Insecta, Hymenoptera, Apidae. The record is from RefSeq and is a predicted model, not a curated record. Gene Ontology annotation, biological process: protein polyubiquitination. Gene Ontology annotation, molecular function: ubiquitin protein ligase activity; metal ion binding.